AUGGAUUCUCGAAUCAUCCUGAUGAUGACAAACGCGGAGUACGGCCAGUUCAACGUUCACCUGGCCGUUGCUCAGGAGUUUCUUCAACGCGAGAACUACCGUGUGCACAUUGCCUCAUUCCCCUUUCUAGAAGCAAAAGUCAAGGAACUAAACCUGAAUGCUUGGAAAAACGCCACUCGACCACCAUCAAGAGCCAGAUUCCACGCCCUCGACGGACCUACAUUCGUUCAAGCCGCCACGCAGUAUGUCAAGCUCACCGAUGUCAUUACCAGAGAGCGAGGGUACGGCGUUCGCGCCGCAGUCGAUAUCUACACAAAUGAGAUACCGACUCUCCUAUCAGCAUGGAGCCCAGCCGACUACCUCACCAUCUAUGACAGCUGCAUGAGGGUGAUAGACGCAAUCAAACCCGAUCUAGUCGUACUAGACUGGCUCCUAUUCCCAGCCAUCGACGCCUGCAACGUCAUCCAAGCAAAAUACUGCUUCCUAACCCCAAACACAGCCUUCGACCACAUCCCCAGCCUCAGACUAAGCAAGCCAUGGAAAUAUCCCCAAAUAAACUCCGGCUUCGCCUACCCCCUCCCCUGGUCCCAAAUCCUACCAAACAUCUACCUAGCCAUCCGCCUAAUCCUCAGCCUAGCAUUCUCCCCCCGUCUCAAAGCCCUCCAGCAAGCCCGCAACGCACACGGUAUCCCGGGCCCAAAUCCACCGAUCGGAAUAUCCGCCCAGACAAUAAUACCCUCACACCCAGAUACAGACUACCCCUGCAGCAUCCCAUCAAACAUAACAUGCUGCGGACCGAUUCUGCGAGCCUGUCCGAGUCUAUCCGAGCAAGACCCAGAUCUGGCGUCGUGGCUGGCCAGCAGACCCACCGUCCUCGUUAAUAUGGGCUCCGGUGUGGUGUGGGAUACACGGCGGACGAAGAACUUCGCGGAGGGUAUUCGGGUACUACUUGAGCGGAGGGGGUGGGUGCAGGUACUUUGGAAAAUGCAGACUGUUUCUUUGAUGGGGGAGGCGGAGCAGGAUGGGGUGGCUUUGGAGUGUAUUCGGGAGUAUGUUGAUUCAGGGCAGGUGAGGGUUAUGGCUUGGUUGCCGGAUCCGAUUGCCAUUUUGAAGAGUGGGAAUGUUCUUUGUAUGGUGCAUCAUGGGGGAGCGAAUUCGUUUCAUGAGGCUGUUCAAGCCGGUGUCCCUCACGUCGUUCUCCCGGUCUGGUAUGAUACUUAUGAUUUUGCAACUCGUGUUGAGUGGUUGGGUAUCGGGGUUUGGGGCAACAAAACAGCCGCGCCUAGUAUUGAUGGCGCAGAAUUGGGUGCCGCCCUGGUAAGAGUGGUUACAGGGGCUGAAGCGAUGUGCAUGUUUUUGAAAGCCUUGGAUCUUACUGAUAACCUGAGGGAAGGACGUUUUGUUGCUUGCGAGAAAAUCAUUGAGCUUCUGCGGGCUGGUGAAAAGAUUUAA
Penicillium olsonii is the source of this 1452-nucleotide messenger RNA. The record is from the annotation of a GenBank genome assembly. Lineage: Eukaryota; Fungi; Ascomycota; Eurotiomycetes; Eurotiales; Aspergillaceae.